Scomber scombrus (Atlantic mackerel) is the source of this 4365-nucleotide messenger RNA. RefSeq lists its product as uncharacterized. The record is from RefSeq and is a predicted model, not a curated record. Lineage: Eukaryota; Metazoa; Chordata; Actinopteri; Scombriformes; Scombridae. The transcript is spliced from 11 exons. Gene Ontology annotation, molecular function: electron transfer activity. Bases 167 to 1645 code for a protein of 492 amino acids. Gene Ontology annotation, biological process: intracellular signal transduction; cell redox homeostasis.
UCAGUCAGUGCAGCAGCUGCUAAUUUCCCUGAAAGACACCUUUCAGCUGGCGAUAAACACUGACCUCAUUUAUUAACUAAUAUGUUCUAAUUAACAGGACUAAGAGGAUCAGCUCUGCGAUCUAAUUUUGUACUAAAGAAUCAAGCAAGGAGUCAAACGCUGAAAGAUGGCGGACUCUGACAGCAGUACCACAGGCCGGGUAACAGUGUACUCUAUCCAAGGCUGCCCACACUGUGUGCAGGCGAAGGCCACCCUGGGGCGUUUGGGAGUACCAGUAUGCGAUGUGGACGUGGGGAGGCAUCCAGAGCUAAGGGCCCGUGUGAAGGAGCUGACAGGACGGAGCACAGUCCCUCAGAUCUUCUUCAACAACAUUCAUGUUGGGGGCAACGAUGACCUGCAGAGAUUGGCUCCUGAGGAGCUUCAGAGGUUGGUAACGCUGGUCAAGGAAGAGCCUCUUCCAUCAGAUGCUCCACCGCUACCUGAGGGGAACCUGUCAGAGGAAACAGCUGGGGAGCCUGAUGGAGAGUUUAAGUGUGAGAGAGAUGAAUUGGCGGACCUGGUAGAGGACCUCAAACAUGGCAAUGUGAUUGGCAAUCAGAGAAGGGGACUGACUUUAUACAAAAAGAGCUUCUCAGGUGAUCAACUGGUUGACUGGCUGCAGAUUGAGAAGGGCAUGGGCAGGGCUCAGGCCUUUAAUACUGGCCAGGCAUUGUUGCAGAAGAAGUACAUGGUCAGUGUGCGUGGCUCUGGGCAGCAGGAUGGCAGUUUUGGAGAAGGGAAGGACAGCGGGGAGACACUUUACAGGCUGCUUGAGGAUGACCCUAAUUCAGCCCUCAACGCAGGACAGAUGGCAGCCUGCAGUCCCAUCCCGGCUGCUGAGCUCUCUUUGCUUUUACGGGACAUGAUUCUGAAAUUGUUCUCCGAGCAUCUCUCUGCCGAUGGCAAGUCUGUGGACUACAAAGGCAUGUCGGCCAACCCUGCGUUUGAACGAUACUGUGAGCUGGCCAUUCAGCUUCAGAGGGUGGAGCUGCUUUCACUGAGCCGGGAGGAGAAGCUGGCCUUCUUCAUCAACAUCUACAAUACACUGGUCAUCCACGGGAAUCUUCGCCUGGGAGCCCCAACCAACAUGUGGCAAAGAUACAGAUUCUUCAACUAUGUGAGCUACCUGAUUGGAGGAGAAGUGUUCACAUUACAGGACAUUGAGAACGGUGUUCUGAGAGGGAACAGAAAAGGUGUCGCACAACUUCUGAGACCCUUCUCCAAAACAGACCCACGGCUACAAGUGGCUCUCUCAGAUGCUGAACCCCUUAUUCACUUUGCCUUGAACUGUGGUGCAAGGGGCUGCCCACCAAUUAAAACCUACACUCCACAGGACAUCGACAGCCAGCUCCGCAUAGCAGCUGAGGCCUUCUUGGAGAACGACGACGGCUGUGUGGUGGAUUCCGGGAAAAAAGAAGUGCGACUCAGUCAGAUAUUCAAAUGGUACAAGGCCGAUUUUGGAGGCACUGAUGAGAAGCUGCUGAGUUGGGUGCUCGAGCACAUGGGUGACUCCCCAAAGAAGACCAGUUUGCAGGGCAUCCUCUCUGCCGGGAAGACCAAAGUGAGCUUCCUCCCUUACGACUGGAGCACCAACAGCAGCCACUGAGACACACAUAUACACACACACACACACACACACACGCGUCGAGCUAUAUGCAAUGUCUUUCCGCAUCUGUUCACUUUCUACUGUGCUGCAUCCACUUUAAAACAAGAAGGUUGGCGAUGGCUCACAAAUGCAGUCCAUCGGUCCUCAACCAUGCAAAUGUUUUUAUGCAAAAACAAACCUAAUGGUGAGAGGGUCAACUUUGCACUGUCUCAUCAAAUCAUACUUCUAUUGUUGGCUUAUUAUAGCUUUAAGGUCUUGUCCUAAGGUCCCACGCCGGAACAACUUUAGAUACUUUGUUGAGUUGUACAUUUUAAAGGUUUGAAGAGAGGAUCUAUUUUACAAAUCAAGUUGUACGCAUAUACUUUUUGCUGCAGCAGCCUAAUUAAUAAGAUUAAAAUACAUAUUAAGUAUAUUAUUUACAUAAUUUAUUAAUGUUUUCUUUGUAAAAUGUCAAACCCCGAAAAUUGACAUACAUAUCACAAAUUAUUUUAGAGCAAAUCUCCUGCUGACAGUGUAAUAAAAACAAUUCCAGUCAUCAAUACAGCUUCCUUGUUCUGCAGUCCGAGUCCUUAAACGCUGUCAGCAACUCAGGAGUCAUAGAUGAUCCCUGUCUUUUCAGUCCAAUUCAACACUUGUUGGACUAUUCAACUUACUAAAUGCUCAACUACAAGUCCAAAAGCUUUUGAUUAUUGCAUUUAAUCAGAGCAGAUGGAGACAAUAAGUUGGUUCAUCUCCAAACACACUGCCUUGACAAGCCAUAUCAAAACCCUGUGAACCAUACUUUUACAAAGCUGAUCGAUCAUUUUCAAAUGAUGCAAACCUACACCAUCUAUAGAAUUUGCCAUUUUUAACCUGCAGAUGCAAAGCGGUUGAUGUUUCAUGCUACUGGUAAUGAAAGUAAUAGCUGCUGCAGUUUUGGGGAAGAGAACUUAUAUUACAUCCAGUGGAUAUUAAACACGUAUACUAAAUAUAACUCCGCUUGUGGCUGUAAAACAACAGAUGUUUUGCUUUUUGAAGAUUUUAUAAAGAAAUGUAUGACUUAUUUGCCUCUCUUAACAGCUACGACUCAGGUUUAGCACUGAGUUUUAUUGUUAUCUAGAGAAAUACUUAUUAACCUUUACUCAGCGCUUUUUCAUUGAACAAAUACAAUCUGGUUACAUGCAGCUGUUCUGGCACAUUGUGUGUUACAGUGGCUGUGAUCGGGCUGUGUCCUCUUAAGUCCCCAUCUUUGUGGACAGGGUUAUUUGUAGGAUCCAGCCCCUCAAUUAAAAAACAAAACACAAAAACAGCAACUGUGUCCUUGUUUGAGAAGCACAGACAUAUACAGAGCUCGGACUUUGUCUUGAUCAGCGUUUACUCGUAACCCUCAGUGGGAUUUUUUUUUCUUCCUAAUGUGAGCCUAUGAGGUUGUUCACCCCUCCUCAUCUCUCUAAUCCAGGUCUUCCAGUUUAAAUUGAAAAAGUGCUACUGUUGUCUUUUUAGCACACUUAUUUAGUAAAGGAUGGAGUAAUAUUGUGAAUAAUUGAAAUAUUUAUCCAAAGUAUACCCACUUUGGAUGCACUUUGACACUUUGCAUGUUUUUGCCGGUUUUGAAUGCUAUUUAGGCAUAUCUGUAUGUUUUUCAUGACACAUAUUCAUUGUUUGUCUAUAUGAGAAUAUUGUGUGGUGUUUAUCAAGCUGUUUACUCCAGAGUGUCUGCAGGAACUGAAAAAAUAAAAUCCCUAUCUUCAAAAUAUUUCACAUUACCAAUAUCAGUAGUCAUGAAUACAAUUAAAUGUAGCUGUGUAAGUCCUACUGAUUUUUAUUGUUUGAGUAUUCAUAGGUUAUCCAUUUUACUUUGCCUUAAAAGUUUUUUAAGACUUUUCCAUUUUUUAAAUAAUACAUUUUCAAUUGUGAUUUUCAUUGUGACAUUAAAUCAACAUAAUAUGGUAAUGAGGACUGUCUGGCUUAGAAAAAAACUAUGUAGGGGGCAUCAUCUCUUUCCAUAAUUCACUGACUUUAUAUCUCAGGUCAAAUAAUAAUAUGAGUGUUUAGUCCUAACAAUUUCAGCUCAUUCUGUAUAGUCCAUGUUCCUUCCUAAAGUAAUUGUGUCAUGUGUUAGAAUCCUGCAUAUUACUGCAAAACUAAAGCGAAUGGUUUAUUUAGUAUGGUUGCAAUGCAAACGCCUGCACUGAAUGCAUGAUACUGGAAAACUCUUCAGUCUUGAAUGCUGGCCUGUGGCUGAACUGCGCCUCUGUCACUUUGUUAUUAGCCUGUAAGCUCAGCCAUAAUAGCUUGACCUUUACUCUUCCCCCAGUAUGACUAAUACAGGGUCAUUUAGAGUCUCAUAAGGGAAUUCAAAAGUGCAAAGCCAGCCAUAAUUAAACUCAACCAAAAAGUGCAAGAUUUAAAGUCUCCAGCCUUCACAAAUGAAACCUGUAGUAUAAAUGCCCUCACUUUACUACACUUAAUUCAAUUAUGGAAUGAUUGAAAUCAAAACAAAAAAUAAGGGAAAGGGGAAAAUUGGUGGACUUAUGUAAACUGAGGAAUUGUUUUACUAAUGUAUAUUCAUGAUCCCUGUACUUUUUAAAAAUUACCUCAUACAUAUCAGGAAAUUGUCAUGCAAAAACUUUUUUAAAUAAGCAAUUCUAUUUUCUUCUUUCCUGGUGUUAAUGAAGCAAUAUGUUUAUGAAUAGUAAAUAUGCAAUGCUGAACUAAAAUAAAGUAUACAUUGAGUCUGU